GGAACAAACCCGGGGAACCAAUGUGUCGAAUCCCAAACGCGGUCAUCUGGCGGCGAAAGUAGAGGCAGCCAAGGGAAAACCUGUCAUUCCAGAGGCCAAGAAAGACGAGCCGCUUGUCUGGGACUGAGAGGAUGGCAACUAUGUCGCCCAAACACGCAUUUGAGCAUCACGUCCCCUUGAGAUACCGAUACCUUACCUACGACUACCCGACUAUUGGCAAGCGACCCACGAACGUCACCAACCCUCUUCCUUCACGCUCCCACCAUAACCUCACGACCCAAGCAACCCAAGCCACCCACGCACCUCUUCUCAUUCAUAUUCAUUAACCCCACCCGCCACCCGCCACUCACGACUUACUUCACACCGUACGACGCGCGUCCUGCGAGGAGAUCGAGAAGGGGGGCGCUGAGGAGGUACAGUAUAAAUAGCACG
Molecule: messenger RNA, 432 nt
Organism: Serpula lacrymans var. lacrymans S7.9
Lineage: Eukaryota; Fungi; Basidiomycota; Agaricomycetes; Boletales; Serpulaceae
Exons: 2
Coding region: 132-326 (64 amino acids)
Source: RefSeq, a predicted model, not a curated record